AUGGAAAACAAGGACAACGAACAAGCCCCCGCUCCCCGACGGAGUGCUCGCAUUCCCAAGGUACAGCAGCAGGCUGCUGCCAGGGCUGCUGCACAAGCGGAGGCAGAGGCAGAAGCUGAAGCAGCUCGUCAACCCAAGAGACGACGGACGAAUGCAUCUGCAAAGGCGGCUUCGGCAACCGCUCCACGGACUGCUACGAAACGGGCCGCGUCUGGACCUUCUAGACGACGGGGGAGACAGCAGCUUGUGAAUGAACCUGCGGCACAGCGUCAACUUGCACCCCGGCCUAAGAAUCAACCCCAGAACCCUGUAUAUCAACCUCAAAUUCAGCCUGCGACUGAAGCUGUACCACAGCCUGGGUAUCAACAGCCAGCACCUCCGCAGCAGCAAGUUCAGGACCAAUAUCAAACCCAAUACCAACAGGAAACUCAGCAUGCCCCACAAACUCACUAUCAACAAGUUCCGCAGCAACAAGCAGCCCAAUAUCAGGAGAACUCUCAGUAUGCUCCACAAGCUCACCAUCAACAGCCAGCACAUCUGCUGCAGCAAGUCCCGGAUCAGUAUCAAGCCCAAUACCAGCAGGAAACUCAGCAUGCCCCACAAGCUCACCAUCAACAAGCAGCCCAAUACCAGCAGGACGCUCAGUCUGCUCCACAAACUUACUAUCAACAAGUUCCCCAGCAACAGCAAGCUCCAUAUCAUUACCAACCCGGGUAUCCACGUGAGCCUUAUCAACCUGGAUAUCAAUAUCAAGCCCAAUAUCAAUAUGGACCUGAAUAUCAAUACGGGCCUGCCUAUCCCCCUCAAAAUCAGCCUGCAAAUCCUCCCCCAACCCCUGUGAUACCCGCACCAGUUCAUACAGCAAUGGAUCAUUAUCCUCAACCCCAACCUGAGUACCACACCGGGUAUGAGACUAUGCAGCAACAGCCCCUCCCGACUAUAAAUCAACCUGCACCACAUACAAGCUAUGCUGCGUAUCAAACUAUACAGCAAGGGCCCCUUCCGUCUGUGCACCAGCUUGUACAUCUUGGGGUCGACGCUACGUACUAUGACCAAACUGGAGUAGAGCCAGCUCCAUUGCAACAGCCACCUCAGCCUCCGGUUCCACCUGUACCGGCUCCUGCGGGCAAUGCUACGUAUCAAAAUGCACAGCAGCCUGUGCAACAACCAGUCGCUCAGCCGGCGCACCAACUUCCACCGCAGCCUGUAGCCCAAGCUGCGGAAGAGCCUGCGGGCCAACCAACGGGUCAAGCUGAACGCCAAGUGGCGGACGAGGACAGUCGAAGAGCAAAUGUACGUAUCCCCAAAAGAAAGCGUUUCCCAAUCUACCAUUGGACUCGGUCUAUGGGUUGGCCAGCGGAGCACAUGGGAGCGAGAGGGAUCCAAAAUGAAGGGGAAGAAGCACCCACAUAUAGAUUUGACGAGAUCAGGGAUCUGGCAAGACGCACUGUGUCUGGGUUUACCGGACCUCUAUGGUCAAACUACAACAUGCCUAAUGGCGGGGAUAAGCUGACGCUAGAAAAGCAGAGCGAGGUCCCGACUGGCUGCCCAAUCGACCGCUGGACGAGGGACAGGAUUUAUGACCAGCGUGCGGUCGAUUACCUCAAUAAAUGGCACUGCUGCUUCGAUGAUAAGUCAACGGGGCCGGAUAAUGAUGAAUCAACUAGGCCGGAUAGUGAUGAGAAAGACUUCUGCCUUCGAUUAUUAGAAAAAAAGUGCUCAACGCCCAGUGGUACUUUAUUCGAUUCUGGCGAUUUUCAAUAUAUUUGCGAGAGAGCAAUAUUAAUGAAUGAGGUAGAAAUGUUUCACCUCAUUGGCGAUUUGAUAGUGCCGCAAGCGGAGAUUGCAGUCCGUCGUGGUCAGGUCACUGGGACCGACGCCCUCAAGGACAGAUUCUGCGAGCCCUGGGUUCAAUCUAUUCCAUUCGACGAACAGUCUACGAGAUUAUCGCAACGGCUUGUCCGGAAUAUGGAAUCCACUGGCUACCUGCUGCCCAUCCCACAGCCAGAUCGUACCGUGGGAUUCUCUCAGAGUGCUUUUAGUGCAAAGCAGCAUCGCCGGCUGGCGGCUCAGACGCGCUACGAUGACGGAUUUGACAAGGAAAAUCCGGUUUCUUUUUUCAAUGGGCCCCUACACAUGUUCUUCCCCUUUCUGACCACGGAAGUAAAGCCCAGGCUCUCAUUCGAGCCCGCAGAGCGGGAAAACGCCCACAACAUGGCGGUGGCUAUGAAGGGGAUUGUCACAUUAUUCAAACGUGGGGACCCAAAAAAGUUAGAAGAACUAAACCGGAAGGUCCUAGGAUUCUCAAUCUCGCAUACUUCCGAGAGGGUGAAGAUCCAUGCCCAUUAUCCCAUCAUCGAAGGGGAGAAGGCAACGUACCACCGCUGGUGUAUUAGAGAUUUCAAGUGGACAUCGGAGGCAGAGAAAUGGCAGGCCUAUAAGUUCGUCAUGGCUGUCUAUAACGACUGGGCACCGCGCCAUCUCAAAAGACUGCACUCGGCAAUUGAUGGCCUACCUCUUGAAGAUCAAAUUAACAUGUCAUUGUCUUCAGGAUCGAUUGAUAGCAACGGGCAGACGGCUGUGGCCUCACCGGGCCUUGAUGUACCAGAUGUUGAUGUUGAUAAAUUAAAGGAGCUGGUACAGGCCGUAAAAGAUCACCGCGAAAGAGAGGGCAUACAUUACACUCCAGAAAAUAGUGAGGUGCCUCAGGCAUGA
Molecule: messenger RNA, 2715 nt
Organism: Aspergillus puulaauensis
Lineage: Eukaryota; Fungi; Ascomycota; Eurotiomycetes; Eurotiales; Aspergillaceae
Exons: 1
Coding region: 1-2715 (904 amino acids)
Source: RefSeq, a predicted model, not a curated record